GAGAGCGAGAGAGAGAGAGCGAGAGAGAAGACAAAUCAAGCAGAGUAUUGGAAAUACAUCUCCUCCAAACACCGCCUCGGAGUGUGAGGACCCAGACUGAAGCGGGGCCACCGGGAGUGUGUUACUGUGUGGUUGGUGUUAUUGCUGCUACAGAGCGAGUGCUUUCUCCCUCUCUCUGUCAGAGGAGGAGGAGGAGACAGAGGAAAGGGAGAGGAGAGUCGGGAGGCGAGUGUUGUCGUCUUGGUCUCUCUCCCCUGAGUGGCUGAGGGGAGGUUCCCGGCGGUAGGAAGCGGAGGGCUUGCGAUGAGACCUGAGCGCUGACUGGAGUAUGCUGCAGACCAUUUACGAGGGCGAGUCGAGUUUCUCCGCGACAGAAGGCUGCGUUGGACCCCAGCGGCUCUCCGGCCAGAGCAAGAUGCACAACGUGAAUAACUCAGUGGACAUUAAGCCAGAGGUGCUACUGGCGGUGGAGACUGUCUCUCCCUUAGACCUGCGCACAGACUUGAGGAUGCUGGGGCCCGGCUCAGACCCGGCACUGUGGGAGAGGCAGCUGCAGCAGGAGCUCCUCCUCAUCCAGAAACAGCAGCAGAUCCAGAAGCAGCUGCUCAUCAGCGAGUUCCAGAAACAACAUGAGAACCUGACCCGACAGCACCAGGCCCAGCUCCAGGAGCACCUCAAGCUCCAGCAAGAGCUGCAAGCCAUGAAACAGCAGCAGGAGGCCGCGGAGAAGGAGAGCCGUCUGGAGCAGCAGCAGCAGCAGCAGCAGCAGCAGAGCCAGCUGGAGAAGGAGCAGGAGAGGCACCGGCGAGAGCAGCACGCAGCUGGCCUCAGGGGCAAGGAGCGCGCUCGCGAGAGUGCAAUGGCCAGUACAGAAGUAAAGCAGAAACUCCAAGAGUUUCUGUUGAGCAAGUCAGCCAAAGACACCGGCGGGAAUGGAGUCUCCAAUUCCCUCAUCCAUCACACAAAACUCUGGUACCAGUCCUCCCAUCAUACGUCCCUGGACCAAAGCUCUCCACCUCUGGGAGGCGCCUCGCCCACCUGUCAGUACAUCCUCCCACCAAUGGAGAGCAAGGACGAUUUCCCCUUGAGAAAGACAGCUUCUGAGCCCAACCUGAAGGUACGUUCCAGACUGAAGCAGAAGGUGGCAGAGAGGAGGAGCAGCCCGAUGCUGAAGAGGAGAGAUGCCAACAUCAUGACUCCAUACAAGAAGAGAGCUCUGGAGCUGAUGGACACCACGCCCACUAACAGCGCCCCUGGCUCGGGUCCCAGCUCUCCCAUAGGGGCCUCCAGUGCCCUGGGGGCUGAAAACGGCCCCUCCUCUCUUCCGACCACCACCAAAACUGAGCGCUGGCCCUCCCAGCCGAGGUUAUUCCGGCCAGAGGGCUCCAUGUCUAUGCUGAGCUUGUACACGUCUCCCUCUUUACCCAACAUCACCCUGGGUCUCUCCGCCGCCUCCUCUCCUAUUAAUGUGGCCAUGGGGCUGAAAGACAGAUCGACAGAGGUCAGACAUGGGCUCCCGGGGCAGCUAAUGGGCCCUGUUCCCCUGCAGAGCGGCCUGGAGAGUAAAGUGAGCUCCAGCCACCAGGCGCUCCUCCAGCACCUCCUGCAGAAGGAGCAGAUGAGGCAGCAGAAGAUCCUCUCCUCUGGCCCGGGCUCCAUGUCAUCCCACCCUCAGUCCCUCCUGGCCAUGAAAGAUCGCCCCUCUUCCAACAGUCGGCCCAAACUGCCAAAACACCGGCCCCUGAACCGGACCCAGUCAGCGCCGCUCCCCCAGAACACGCUGGCCCAGCUUGUCAUCCAGCAGCAACACCAGCACUUCCUCGAGCGGCAGAAACAGUACCAGCAGCAAGUCCACAUAAACAAGCUGCUCUCCAAGUCCAUUGAGCAGUUACGUCAGCCCAGCGUGCACCUGCAAGAGUCUGAGGAAGAGGAAGAGCAGCGGCCCCUGGAGCACAGCAUGCAGGAGGACAGGCUGCCCCCCGGUGGCGUUAUCCGGAAGCACACCCUCAGCAGCUGCAGCAGCAGCAGCAGCGGCGGCUCCAACGGGGAGCUCUCUGAGGUUCACCGCGGGGUCAUCAAGGUCAAAGAGGAGCCGGCCGACAGCGAGGACGAGGCCCUGGCCAAUCAGAGCCUAAAAUCAGAGCAGAGCGCCUAUCUUCACCAGGUGAAAGGAAGACUGGUGAUAAGAGCCAUGAUCUGAGAGGAGAGAGGAUGAGAUCCCACACUUCAACAUUCACAGAAGGACAAGGCUAGACAUACAUGUGCGUGCACGCACACAUACACUACAUAGAAAUACACACACACACACACACACACAGGUGAAAACUGUUCAUGCAGCACCUACACAUACACACACACUCACACAGCAGCCAUUGCACAAAGUAGGCCAACCUCCUACCCCUGCCACAAGAUGUGACCCUUUUUCACUCGACUCCAGUCUCGCCUCUCACCUUAGGACUCUCCGCUUGUGAACUUUGUGUAGUGAUCUCUGUAAAGUAUGUUUCAUCGUUGUGUAAAUAAUAAUGACACGAAGAGAUUUUAAGACGGUUUAAUCUUUUUAAGGGUUGCUUUUGGUUGUCGCCGGUCUGCUGAAAGAGUUUUAUGUACAUAAACUGUGGAUUUAGUAUCAAAGAUCAUUUCUAGAGGAGGAGAAGUUGAACGGGCGCACAGCUUUUAAAAGGCAACUUAUGUUCCCACUGUGUACAUUUUUAUUAUUAUGAUUAUGAUUAUUUUUAUUUUUAUUUUUUUUUGCCAUAAACUAUUUGAAUGCUGGUAGCACUGAAAAUGAUCACCAGGUCCCGUGGUGUGUUUUUAAAGAAUUUCAAGACAUCACAUUCGCUGUCAUUCUCCAAAAUCUGUGAUGAUGUUUUAUGUCGAAGUGGUCUCGGAAUUGGAGAAAAAAACAAAAACAAAAAAAAAGACCCAAUAAAAAAUAAAGAGCAUGCUCACCUCUGUCUGAGAGAGAAUGUACACUUUAGAACCCUAACAGAGGACACGCCCUCAUGACAGACACUGCAGCGGCCGUGGCACUGCAUUAUUGACCUACAGUCUGCUGCUUUAUAUUGCAGUAGAGAGGCUUAAACACUGGUAAAUCUGAGCUUUUGGGUGUGUAGGCAUCUCCGGCAGAUCUCCUGGGUCUGUAGGGGCCGACCCCAGAGCCAGGGCCCUUGUGUUAAGCUGAGCUCGCCUCCCUCUGCUCCCUCCGGGUCCAAAUCAAAGCUCAGCCGGGUUCCUGUCCAGCUUUCAGCAGAGGAGUCAGAGAGAGAGAGAGAGAGGAUAGAGGGAGAGAGCGAGAGAGAAGGCGAGAGAGAGAGGGCCGGGCAGGAAAUGCCUUCUAGAAGCCAGGAGUCGGAGUGAUUCAUGUGUACAGGAAUGUUGGGAGAGGAGGACCCAGGGCUGGAGGAGUCCAAGGGGCCAGGCUCGAGAAUUGAUUUACUGUCAAGGCGAAUUACAAAGUGAAUGGGGAUAUGGUUAAGGGAGCCCUUUUUUAAAAGGGAAUCGCUUCCUUCUUAUUCCCUAGUGACGUGCUUACCUCGACAUGGAAGGUUUGAUGUUACUUCAAUAAAACAAAAAAGAAGAAGACGAAGAAGUGGGACGGGACCUUGGUUCCUCUUUCCGAGACUCUUUCCCCCCCCCCUGAAAGUGCCCAUUGCGACAUGUAUAGUCUGUCUUAAAGUGAUCAAUCAAGUGUAUUUGAUAGCUGUAGACCUUCCCGUUUCAUUUGUAUUGUCUAAUAAAUGUAAAAAAAAAAAAAAAACAAGUGCUGGUGAGCGGGUUCUGUAUUUCAGUCUGUCUUAUACUGUACAUUCAGAUCGUCUAGUUCUAACGUUUUAGAGUAAGUAAUCACCACAUUCAGAACAAUGUGAGUCUUGUACUCUUUCUCCUUUGAUUUUGGUUGUAAUGAGAGCCCCUCUGCUGCCAGCGGGGGUCCUGUGGUCUGUUCAUAGCAGUUUGCAUUUUCUUCUCUUCUCUGCCUUGUGUGAUAAACCUUUCUUUUUUAAAAAUAAAGUUCAUUCCCCUAUU
Molecule: messenger RNA, 4023 nt
Organism: Lampris incognitus (smalleye Pacific opah)
Lineage: Eukaryota; Metazoa; Chordata; Actinopteri; Lampriformes; Lampridae
Gene: hdac9b
Product: histone deacetylase 9b
Exons: 11
Coding region: 329-2200 (623 amino acids)
Biological process (GO): chromatin organization
Cellular component (GO): histone deacetylase complex
Molecular function (GO): histone deacetylase activity
Source: RefSeq, a predicted model, not a curated record